AUGGAACUCGGUCAACUACUGGAUGGCAGUCUCUCAGGAGCUACGGACGUCCGUGAGCACAGUGAAGCUCAAUUGACUCAAAUGAUGUAUACUCGUGGUUUUGCAUCUGAUCUGACCAAGUUUCUCUUUUCAAUGGAAGCGUCCAAGGUCCAACGUCAAUUAUCCGCUCUCUUACUGAAAAAAGUUGUAAUAUCUUGCUGGAUCACGAGUUCUGAGCCACCAAUGCAGGUGGAUUACGUCAUCAAUGAACAAGAAAAAUUACAAGUAAAGCACGUGCUUAUCAAGGGGCUACAGGAACCACAUCAAUUGGAACGUUUUCGUGACAAGAAGCUACAAACGGCACUGUGUCUGAUUCUAACAGCCAUUUUUGAACGUGAUUGGCCCGAUCAAUGGCUUGAGAUUCUACCAUGUAUCAUGGGAAUGAUUACUGGACAAAACACAUUGCAAAUUGACGUUGCAAUCCGUUUCUUAUCACUUGCAGGUGGACAUUUUUCAAGUGACCAUUGCUGUGAACUGGUGACGUCUGUAGUUCCACAUUUACAGCAAAUGUUUGUAGUACUUGGUGGUCAUGAGUUUCAAGCUGGUACAAGGUCCAGGAUUGUACGGAUUGUACAGAAUACUCUACUCAUGGUUGGAAUGGAAGCGCAGGUAGGCAAUGCUACGGCAAUGCAGCUCCUCCAUGAAAAUACGACGCAGUGGAUUGGAUUGUUUUUAGCAGAGCUAGCUAGACCAGUACAGAAUAUUAAGGACUAUUUGAUCAAGAUUCAGGUCUUGACGACACUCGCGAGCUUUGUGCGGGAAUGGCCCAAGGAAAUGUCAGACUUUAUGCCGCAGAUCAUGCCUCAGGUCUAUGGACUUAUGCUGAAUGAUGCUGAUGCGUAUGAACGUGAUGUGGUGUUGAGUGCUUCAAAGGAGGAAGAAGGGUACGAUAGUGAUGGAGAGGGUGCACUCAUUGGCAGAAGUGCUAUGAUUGCUGCUGCUUUAGAGUUCGUGCGUGGUGCUGUCCAGACCCCGACCAAGAAGACACGCCGGCUAAUUGUUAGUGGACUGGCCGAUUUUGUGUUUGUCAUGAUUGGGUACAUGCAGAUCACGGUCAGUCAAAUGGAGUCGUGGCAGGAAGAUCCAAACAAGUACGUUGCGGACGAAGAUGACGAGAGCCUGGCGUUUAGUGUGCGAAAUGCUGCUACAGACCUUUUGACGGAGCUAGAGGCUGUGCUGGGACGGAAGGCUGUGGUGGCUGCUCUUGAUGCGGCCCAAAGACGCCUGAAGGCUGGACAUACGAACAACUGGCGGCUUCAGGAAGCAGCGUUGCUGGUUGUGGGAUGUGUGGCCGUGUCGACACUUGAUGCCAUUAGCAAAAAUGCUGCCGAUAUUUUCCAGCUACUGGAUCUCUCCUCUUUCUUGCAAACUCUGUUCAAGGUGAUGAACGGGAGUUGCCAGGAGAUAUAUCUGCGUGCAAGAGCCCUGUGGUGUGCAAGCCGCCUUACAAAGGGUAUGAACCAAGAGAUGCUAGACGCGUUCCUUCAGGUGGCGAUUUCGGGACUCGAGCAGGGCCAGGUCUUCCCUGUUCGGAUGUACGCUUGCCGUGCUAUUGGUGCUAUUGUUCGCAACGACAGAGGUAAGGCUCAGCUUAAGGAGGCAAGCGUCGUUGUCAUUGACCGGUUGAUUAGCCUAGCUGAGCAGUCUUCCCGUGACACGCUCCACAUUACUCUCGAGACGUUGGUUGUAGUUUUACAGGAAUUGGAAGGUCUCGCUCUUGAGUCAGCGCAACGAGUUGUUGCUUGCUUCUUGCACCACUGGAGCCAGAAUUUGAACAACCCGCUGAUUUCUGAACUAAUCAACGGCGCCUUUGGAGCGCUUCUUCAGCUCGAUAAUACUGCUGUAACGGUGACGGUCCACGAACAGGUCUUGCCUGUCAUUCAUUCUAUGCUUGUCCAGAGUGUAUCUGGCAAUGGUGUGUACAUUGCUGGUAGUACAGUGACUAUUCUAAAGACACUGCUUUGCCACUCUUUCGCCUUAAAUGCGUCCAUUUCGACAGGCGGUGCCAACCCAGUGAUUCAGCAACUUGGAGCGCAAGUUGUUCAGCAAACCUUUGAGCCACUUGUUAUGGUGCUAGGCGCUGUUGAGGACGAGAAGGUGCUUAACGCUGGUUCCGAGUGCUUAAAGUGGCUUGUUAUGUUCGCUGUGGAUCCUCUGGCGGCGUAUACUACCGCCGCUGGUGAAAACGGUAUUGACACAACGUUGUCAAUCUCCGCAAAAUUGUUGUCGCCAGUUGUCUCCGAUGCAAGCGCAACUUGUGUUGGUGGCCUAAUUACUCAAAUCUUGCUGAAGCUGGGUCCCAGUCUGCCAACUGCGACCGUGCAGUCAAUCCUCAAUGCCGUCUGCGCUCGACUUGCGGCAACAGAGUUACCAUCCCUGGUGCAAUCUUUGUGCAUGGUGUUUGCUCGCCUUGUUCACUCGCAUGGCCAUGAAGUUCUAAACGUGCUGGAACAGUUACCGCCUCCGGCAGGCCAUGACCAGGCUCCGAAUAUGCUGGCUUUUGUCUUCCGAACUUGGAUUGAGAAACAGCAAGAUUUUUACGGACUCUACUGCGUCAAGGUGACUAUGAGUGCUUUGCUCAAAGUUGUCGAGUGGAAUGACUCUCGAAUCAAUUCCAUCAUUGUUACUGGAAGCGCACUCGACCCGACUAGCGGAGGAGCCACGGGUAUCCAGACUCGAUCGAAGGCUCGAGGCACACCUGCGAGUAGCAAGACGCAGUACAUGAGGGUACACUUUUUGACAAAGUUUGUUGUCAUUCUUGCGAAGACAAUGUCGAACUUGGCUGAGGAGGAGGAGGAGUGGGAAUCAUCUGACGAUGAUUCGUCGGAUGCAGAAGGUGAAGACAGUGCUAUCUCUUGUGGCGGUGGCACAUCUUCAGUGUUUGCACCUGCAGAGGACUAUAAGCUUCUCUCAGAUCAAUUGGAUGACAGCGACGCUGUAGAGACUCAUGAGGGUGAAGAGCCUGAGGAAGAAUUUGAAGCGUAUUUUGACUCUUUGAACGAGGUCGACCUGAAGGGCGCAAUACCUCAAGCUUUGCAACAUAUCAUGGCCGACGCGAACGUGCUUCAGGCCAUCAUGCCGGAACUGACGGCUACGGAUAAGGAAGAGCUUGCUGCUGUGUCGGCGUUUUCGUCGUACAUCGGACAGCCAUGGUUUCAUCAUUUUCAUUACGUGAAGGCGACCGAGUUGGCAAAUACUGGCGAGCUUGAAGACAAGCUACAAGUGGACAUUCCCGUCCAUCACCAGCAGUGUGCACUGAAUGGUAUUGUUGUGAUUAGCCUUCGUCUCGUCGUGAGGUGGCAGCCGGAAGGCCAAGACCUAUGGAGGGAGUCUCCUUUGUUGACGCUCUGCUUGCGACUUGGUUGUCCAUAUAUAUUCUGCUGGCAAGUUUAUCGCUCGAUAGGAGGACACAAGAAGUCGCUCGACCUUUUAUGGUAUUUUUCUUGUUCUUUUGCACUACUACCUCAAGUAUCAUCUAUCCAUGCAAACAUAGCCUAA
Messenger RNA from Peronospora belbahrii, 3537 nucleotides. The record is from the annotation of a GenBank genome assembly. Lineage: Eukaryota; Oomycota; Peronosporomycetes; Peronosporales; Peronosporaceae.